Molecule: messenger RNA, 629 nt
Organism: Colias croceus (clouded yellow)
Lineage: Eukaryota; Metazoa; Arthropoda; Insecta; Lepidoptera; Pieridae
Product: allergen Tha p 1-like
Exons: 2
Coding region: 136-513 (125 amino acids)
Source: RefSeq, a predicted model, not a curated record
GUAAUAUCAACAACGCAAUGCAUUUUUAAUUGCAAGAAUGAACACAAGUAUAAAUGUAUAAAUGUCCUAGGUGGUCGUGAUAUCCUCACAGUUGUGACUGCACAGGCAUCACUUUAGGAUAUCUAACGGUUUACAAUGAAACUCACAGCACUACUCGUGUUAUGUAUGGCGGCCGUGGUGUGGUCCAAAUCCACAUACACCGACAAAUAUGACAACAUAAACGUAGAUGAGGUAUUACAAUCAGAACGGCUCUUAAAAGGCUAUGUGGAAUGUCUCAUGGACAGAAGCCGGUGUCCACCCGACGCAAAAACACUGAAGGAAACCUUACCUGACGCCCUAGAACAUGAAUGUAACAAGUGUACUGCGAAACAGAAGACCAACGCAGACAAAGUCAUCAAACACUUAGUUAAUAAGCGACCAGAAUUGUGGAAGGAAUUGGCCACUAAAUAUGACCCUGACAACAUCUACCAAGAAAGAUACAAGGACAAACUUGAUGCUGCUAAGAAGAGUUAAAUAUAUAAAAUUUUGUGUCCACGUUAAAAUUAAAAUUUGGGUAAAAACGUGUGUUCAAAAUUGUAAAAUGUUCUUCAAAUAAAGUAUUUUAAUAAAAAUAUUCCUUUUGUUACUUA